UUGCCAUUGCUCCUAUUGUGUGAGAGAGCGUGACAUAAAUGUACUAGUGCACGGGCGUCACGGAGCCCCGCGUCCUCAGGAUCCGGUGGGGAAAAUCUCACGGCGUAUUUAAACUCAACAGAAGACGUGAGGAAGUGGAACUAUUUAAGUUUGAGGUGAUUUGCACUGGCUUUCUGGAUAGUUAGUUGAUGCAACUUUAAAGUUUUGUAAAGACAAGAAGCUGUUUUUAUAGGAGAUGACGGGGACUCACUUUCCACCCUGCCAAGCCAAAACUCCGCUCAAUGCGAGCGGAUCCCGAAGUUCAUAAAGGGGAUUAUUUGCAUCUGGGCGCCUGAGAUCUUCGGUGCCUCCGGAUUUUACUUCGGAUUUGGGAUUUAUCGCUCCUCGCCCGGAUGGAAAGCCGUGAUUUCGCUCCUCCGCACCACCUCCUGACGGAGCGGAGCGCGCUGGUUCACAGCGCCGCGUCUCGGAUGGCGUCAGGCGGCCACAGCUCCGUGCAGCACCCCGCUCACUUCCAGCCGGGGAAGUACUACUCAUCCCAUCUCUCCAUGGCUCCGCACUCAGGUGCUUCCUUUAUGGGUUCCUUCCUGUCCAGCAGUUUGGGGUCGCCGGCCUCCCACCCGCCUCACCCCUCGGGACCCGUUUCCUCCCCAUCCUCUCCCUCUUACAGGAGCGGACCUCAUUCGAACGCUUCCCCUAUUUGGUUCCCUCAUUCACAUGAAGGGUACCCCGGCUAUUCAGGAAGUCUUGCCUCCCCUUUUCUUCCCAUGAGUCCCCUGGAUCACCAUAACAACAGUCUGUAUGGGCAGCACCGCUUCUAUGAAACUCAAAAAGAUCACUUCUACCUGAGAGGCCUUCCAACCCAGCCCCCUCUGCUCUCCACCAAUCACAGCCUUCCCCCACUCACCAGAACCGCUUCUGGCCACCCGCUCGGCUCCUGCAGCCGAGGGACGGACAGCGCAGGAGGAGGUGUCAAGAGCACCAGGGACACGGGCGAGAAAAUUGUUGCGUCCUUGUCAAAGGAGAAAGAAAGAUCUAGCAGUAAGGAGCGCCACCAGGAAAAUAAAGACAAACACCAGCUUCAUCAUCCUCACCAGACCAGCCCCGCUGCCACUCCGUCAAGCUUCCAUCAUAAAGCCUACCCGCAUCCCUCCCAUGCUCCCCUGCUUCACCUCACACCCCAAAGCAGGGAGGAGGAUUCCAGACACCCUUUGGAGCGUCACAAGGAGCACAGAGACCACAGUGACAGUCAGGGAGGGAAACAUAUGAGUGCCUGUAAACUGUCUAGUGUUUCUGGUACUGAGACUGGCUCCAGUGAAAAAGGGAGCACAUUAAGCAGCUGUAGUGGGGGUGGAGCAGGGAGAACUCCUGCUGGAGGCAGUAGGCGUUGCUAUAAAGAACCCAUAAAUGGGGAGAUGAGGAUCAGCGACUCUUCAACCGCCCCCUCGGAAUGUAUAAGAAGAGGUGCGGCUGCAGCCACAGCCAUCUUGGCACCACCGCACUCUGUGCCCUCCUACUCCAUGCCUCCUCCUCCACCUCCGCCACCCCCUCCUCAUACCUUGCACAUGGGCUCAGCAGUGGUAGGAAGCUGGCUUCACCCACAUCACCAUCCGCAUCCGGAGUUUUACUGCCCCCCAGCACAUAUUACCAUUGUACCCUCCAAAGAUCCACUUUCUGCAGGGUCUAGAAGGGAAGCAAAAGUCUUAGGUGCAACAUUCGUCCCUUCUGUGGGACCGCUGGGAGAUCUGGCAGCCCCUGAGUGCCGUGGAGCAGGAAGUGGUGGUAAAAAGGCAGAGGACAAGAAUGGAGAUGGAUCUCAUGAAAGUCCCUCUCAUCACCUCAGUCGCCUUAGCAGUUGCCAGAAGAAAGACAAAUCCCAAACACAUUUGCAGCAGCUGGGAUACGGCAAGGCUGACAAACUGCCCGACUGGAGCCAACAACAACAGCACUUCCAAAAACAUAAUUCCAAUGCGAGCUCUCAGUCCGAGCUGCGACCCUGCAGCCUGGAAAGAACCUCAUCCCUCCGAGAUGUGGAGGUUGUGGAGGAUGUUUACCGGCCUUCACUUCCACCAGAUGCCCAGGGGACGUACCUUGGGGCUGGACGCUGGUCUGCAUCCAAGAAUGGCUCUCCACCUUUUAAGGACUGCUCUCAAUCAGGAUCUCACUCUGAUGGAAGGGUGGGCUCAGCAGUUCAGAGGGAGGGACAAAAGGUUGCCAGGAUACGACACCAGCAACACAGCAGCCACGGUACAGAAGAAAAGGGACGAGAUGGCGGUCAUGUAACAACAUCUUGGGGUGCUCGAAGAGGGCCCCAGGAGGACCAGAGAAAAGACUCCCGUCAUACAUCUGCUAGCAAUAGUGAUAUGAGGGGACUCGUGAACGUAACCUCUAACAAAGACAGCAACCAGUCUACUCCUCUAUCCCAUCCCUCAUCACACAACACAGGAGGAGAGGGCAACGCCAUGAAGAACUUAAUGAACUACAGCUCCCAGCAGCCUUUGCUGCUGCCCCAGCGGAGCCCCUUUGGAGGCUUGGGCUGCCUCAAGCAGGGCGGAGAGAGAUCAGAGAAGGGGGAAAGAGGCGGAGGCAAGAACAGCUCCUUACAAGACCCACCCAAACAGUCGCUCCCUCCUCGCAGAGGCUCCUCUAACGAGGGAGAGAAGGGCGAAAAAGGCGGGAGGGAGGCUGGGGAGGCAGGAGACGGGGAGGUAAGGCAGCCUCCGGUGGGUAUUGCAGUAGCAGUGGCUAGGCCCCCCCAUCGUUCUCCAGACAACACCCCUGGACACAGCAGACAGGGCAGAGUGCUGCCCAGCAUGAAAGGGGUGUCCCGACCCAUGUAUCCACUUGGCCGCGAGGCAGAGGAGAGGAAGAGGAUGACAGAGGAUCAGAUCACUCUUCACCACCUAGAAAGGGACAGAGAAUUGAUCAUUAGGGACAGCAAGGAUCGACUGGAGUUUGCCAGGAUCCACCCUUCAAGUAGUUGCCACGGUGACCUGACCUCUCACCUCUUGGUGCCUGGAGGCGCGAGCCAGUUGGGGGCAGACGCCGCUGCACAUGCUCACCAGGCUCACCACCACUGGAUGCAGAGAACAGGAAGUCCCUCCCUCUGGAUGGGACAUUCAUAUAGUCUGAACCAUGUGGGGAUGAGUGCCAGCUUCCCCCCAGGUUUACCCAGCCCUCUGCAGCCUGUGCUUGGCUCACUCACCCAAGACUCCAGCUCCCCGCUGAUGGUUCUUCCUACAGAGCCUGGGCCUCAUCAUCACCUUGACGUUUUAGAGCAAUCCGGUCCGUGGCCUCCUGUCUACGGAGCCCGUGGGCCCCCUCCUCACCUCCAGCAUCACCCCAUCUACUCUCGCUCUUCAUUCCUACGGCAACAGGAGCUGUAUGCACUGCAACAGCAACGGGCCAUGGAACAUUUGCAACGCCAUUCCUUGGGACAGCGAAAACACGAUGAGCAAGUCGCUACGUUCGAAGACGCUCCUUCAGCAUCGCGAACCCCAACGUCAUCCUCUUCUUCCACCACGUCCUCGCACAUGGCCAAACCCUUCUCGCACACGCCUCCCCCACAAAAGACAUCCGCCCCGUCACCGGGGCUGUGUCCCAGCAGUCGUCAGUCACCCUGCUACCAUUCCCCCUCCAGGCGAACGCACCCGCCCAAUCCUCUGACCCCCGCCCCUAGCCCGGCAGCGGCGGCCCCUCGCUCGCCGGCACUCAGUCCUGCACCAUCGCUUCUACCCAAAGGCCUGGAGAGGACCAGCGACAGGGGGGAGGGACAGCCACCUCAGGACUACCCGCAAUCCCUAGAGCCUGACUUGCCACCUGUUUACACCUUCCCUCCACUCUCCAUGGGUUUCAAGGCUGGGCCCUCACCGUCCGAAGCCCGCUUGGCUGAGCAAGCCUCGCAGGAUUCGGAGCCGGCGGAGCCUGACUCAAAGUCUCUCCAGCCUCUUCCCCACAUCCCACCUCUCACUAAAGAUGAGACCAGGAGGGAAGAGGAGGAGGAAGAGGAAGAGGAAGAGGGGAAAGACUGUGAAAUGGUGGAAUCCCACAGUGGACCCCCAGAAGAAAAGGAGGUGGAAAGUGGAGGGGAUGGAUGCUCUCUUCCGGAGCAUGAAAAGACCACUUCUGGCCUGCUGCCUUGCCCUUCCCCAUCUUGUAUCCUGGAUCCAAACGGCCCUGCCACGGCCCCAAGCAAAGCCUUAAAGCAAGCGGAGCUAUUCAAAGACGAUGAGGUUGAGAAGGAAUGCGGAAAAGAGGAACUCGGAGGAGAAAAAAUGGAGUGCGAGCCAACAGACUGCACCGUGGAGGAAGACGAGACUAACGAACAUGAAGAAUUGGUCGUUGACAGUGAAGAAGACAAGCAGAUUGAAAAGAGUCGAGAGCAGCUGAAAGUGUCCCACUCUCCUUCUCCACCCACGGAUGGCUCUCCCCCACUCUCCAUUAGCGCGGCAGCCCAGCAGCAAGGGGCCUACAUGUGGAGCCUGGAGCUUCUCAUUGCCGCCACCCUGUGCGCCACCCGAGAUGCCCUGCACGCACCUGCCCCCGCAGCCCGGGCUCCCAGCCCUCUGCUCCACCACGGUAUGGAAAUCCUGGGAGAACUGGCUGAGCUGGAGAUCCAGCAGAGGAGUCAGGAGAGCAAAGAGAACCCAGAUGAAGGUGAGCGCAUGCUGACCUUCGACCUGCACAGUCUGGCAACGCUGGCGGCCGCCCGGGCCUUGGAGAUGGGGGGAGGGGCUCCUCACGAUGGCGCCGAGCAACAAUGUCAAAUUCGGGAAAGGCUGAAUUUGCGCAGGAAGUGCAGCUGGACACCUCGUCAUGAGCCGGUGUGUCCGGUGAAAGGCUCCAUGGAGACGAUGGGAGGGGAAGAGCUGGCCAUGCGUGUCCAGCUGGCUGAGCUACAGCGCCGCUACAAAGAGAAACAGAGAGAAUUUGCCAAGCUUCAGAGGAAACACGACCACCAGAAAGAGGAGACGUCUCGCAGCCCUGCCCGCAGGGGGCCAGGUCGGCCCCGUAAGCGCAAGUCCACCCCCGGCGUGCAGGCUCCAGACUCCUCCAAAAGACUUCGGGCUGGUGUUAAUUUACAGGAUGAAGAGCGAGUCAGAAAGAAGCAUGACUUCAGCAGCCUCAGCGCCACACAGUUAAAAGCGGGCUGUAAACACAGAGGUCGACCCAGCGCCCUGAGUUCCGGGCUGGCGAAGCGGGUAUGCCAGCUGAAGCAGAAGGACACAGCCCAGCGUGCCGCACCGUCAGCGGGCACGCUGCACUGCAGAGUGGCCGCUGGGCCAGAAGAAGGGCCCAAGAGUCACUGUGGACACGCAGGAGCAGACCCACAACAGGAAUGGGGGGCCAGUCAGACCGUGAAGAGAAAGAGGGGUCGGAAACCGAAGGCGUUGGUGAGCUCCGACCCAAACAGAGCUCCGAGCUCAAACCGUGCCUCUGAGAAGCAGGAAGUCAGCGAGAGUUCAGGACAUGAGGAUGAGGAGGACUGCAGCUGCAACAGCGAUGAGGGAGCCAAUGACAUCAGGAUUAGCUCAUUUUCCAAAGAAGCCCCUUCAAACUGUACCGACCCUUUUUCUGCGCAGUCCUCUCGGCUGCACUCAAACCAGAAAAACAGUACUAAGAAACCAGGACCUCCAGGAAACAUGGCCAUCGCUGACCAGAGAAAGGCCCACAGGAAGCACUGCCUGGCCAACUGUAAAAGUGAACAUCCAGGUCACCACGGGUCUCGAAGAGCUUGUCUUCCCAGCUGGGCGGCCUCUUCAACGGGCUGCAGUUUUGGGGACGGUCGGGUGAACCAUGGAGCUCUAAUAGAAGAUAACAAGAAUUGCAAGGAUGCAACGAGGAGAGACUUAGCAGCGCACAGUGAUCUGGGAAAGGCCCAGGGUCACGCGGUCAGCCGACUCCUGCAGAGCUUCACCGCUGACGACGGCUUUCGCCUGGAUGAAGAGAGCAGCUUUUCCGAAGGAGAGGAGGAAGAUGAAGAAGAGGGGAGCAAACAGACGAUGGUGCACCUUCCUCCCAAAAUGCCUUGCAAAAUUCCUGCCCUGCCCAACUGUGUGCUUAGUAAAGAGAUGCUAGUAGACGGCCUGAAGAUUUUGAUCUCCAAGGAGGAUGAGUUGCUCUACGCUGCCCUUGUCCAAACUCUGGACCUACCUGAUAUAUUCAGUGUUGUCAUUGAAGGGGAGCGCGGGAAUCGCCCCCGGAUCUAUUCACUGGAGCAAAUCUUACAGGAAGCCGUUCUGGAUGUGCGGCCCCAGACUGAGGCCAUCCUGACGGCGGGGACGCGGGUUUGUGCCUACUGGAGCGAGCGCUCACGUUGCCUUUACCCCGGUUAUGUCCACCGAGGGGGUGCAGGUGAAGAGAAGGACGGAAGCGUGAUGGUGGAGUUUGAUGACGGGGACAGAGGAAGGAUUACACUGGCGAACAUCCGACUUCUGCCACCUGGAUACCAAAUCUGCUGUGCGGAACCAUCACCAGCGCUUCUGAUCACGCCGGGCCGGCAAUGUCGACGUAGCGCCACACAAGAGAAGAAAGACACACUCACAGAGAAAUCAGCCAAUGAGGAACAAGCAGGGAAACCUCAAGAGAAGAGACCAGUUGGCAGGCCCAAGAAAAUCCACUCAGUGCCUAAGACUGCCAGCACAGCAACAUCAGAGUCAGACUCUCGGACCAAAGGCAACACUUCUGUGGUCAGCUGGUCCGCACCCAGGAAGAGACCGCCGGUCGACUUUUUCCUCUUCAACGGGACUUCCCGUAAAACCCAGAAGAGAUUUCAAGAGCGAGACGUGGGGUUGUUUCAUCGCCCGGCCUCCCACUCUCUCACACCCACAGCCCCCCUGAAAGGCUUCUUUGGCUCCCCUUUUGCGGUUGACUCUUUUAGUAGUAUUGCCAACGGCUACUCGGCCUUUGGAAGUGGCGGGAGCUCCGGAACAGCGCGACAUGCAAACACAGGAUCUUCCUCUGGGCCUCGGGACCCCUCUCCUUGCUCCUCAGUUGUCGCCACGUCUAUGGCAGCGGGAAGUAAGAAACCAGUUAGUGAGCGAGACAGGAAACAGUUCCUGGUGAAGCUUGAUCAUGAAGGGGUGACAUCGCCUAAAACAAAGAAUGGCAAGGCCCUACUUCGACUCGGAAAUGGAAGCAAAGGAGGUAGAACCUUGUCCUCUGUGGGUUCUCCGCUGCGAUACAUUCACCCUGCCAUGUUGGUGAAGGAUGGAAAGAAGGGAGGAAGGGAUAGAGAGAACUCCGGAACUCAGCCAGACUCUCUUUUGAAAGGCGAUGCCACUCUACAAAAAGAUCUACUGCCAGCCAGCCACGGGGGCCAAACUGGGGAUUACAGUUUGGACUACCACAGCGACUGCCCGAGUUCUUACUCUGAGCUGGAUGAGGAUGACGAAGAUGGCGGUCAAGAUGCUAGGACGCGAAGAAGAGGCACGGCGGCCACGUCUCAUCGUAGCGGACGCUUUCUCUCCCGCCUCUCAGUCUGUUUCUCUUCCUCCUCUUCGUCCUCUUCUUCCUCCGGCUCCAUAUCCUCCUCAUCCCUCUGUUCCUCAGACAAUGAUUCCUCCUACUCGUCCGAUGAAGAGUCCGCAUCUGUUCUCCUGCGUCGUGCUUUGCUCCAGCAGGACAAACACAAACACAGACAGAACCUGAGCUCCGAGUCCACCAACUCCAACCCGUCCACCACAGUCCCAGCUAGUCCCUAUGUGGCCAAGGCAGGCAUGGCCCACUCUGGGUCAAAGGGGAGGACAGAGGAUAGGACAGAGUACAUGUCCAAAGGGAGUGUGGCGACCAACAGUAGUUCUGCCAAGACCCAACUGAAGAAGAAGGAAGGAGUUCCUAAUAGCCACCAUCAAGGUCAGAGUGGCCCUAAACCUUCCUCCAAGGACCUGACAGCAGCAAGGCAGAGGAUGUCCUCACCUGAGCCUCAAGCCAACAUAGCUCCACUACUGCCUGGACGCCAGCUGUGGAAAUGGUCCGGUAACCCAACACAGAGGAGAGGUCUGAAGGGUAAAGCCCGCAAGCUAUUCUACAAGGCCAUCGUGCGCGGCAAGGAGACUGUGCGGGUAGGCGAUUGCGCCGUGUUCCUGUCGCCCGGCCGACCCCAGUUGCCUUACGUCGGCAGAGUGGAGAGCCUGUGGGAGUCGUGGAGCUCCAGCAUGGUGGUCAGGGUCAAGUGGUUCUACCACCCGGAGGAGACUCGCUUGGGGAAGCGACACUGCGAUGGCAAGAACGCCUUGUACCAGUCGAGUCACGAGGACGAGAACGACGUCCAGACCAUCUCCCAUCGCUGCCAGGUGGUCAGCAGGGCCGAGUACGAUCACAUGAUACGCGAACACAAGUCUGGUGCCACGGCGAAUGAUCUUUUCUACCUGGCUGGCACGUACGAGCCCACCACCGGCCAACUGAUUGGCGCUGACGGCAUGGCUAUCGUGUCCUAGCAUUCGCAGCUAGAGUGACCAAAGCUAUCGAGCUGACCGCUUCGAUGACAGUCCGUCAUAACGGACGGAAGGGGCAACGGGAUAUAUCCCAGCGGGAUAAAUCCCGGCAGUACCGGGCACUUAAAGGAGUCUGGUUAGUUCUUGGAAAUCUAUGUCAGAGACCUCUUCCUGUAAACUCGAGCAUCAGGAGGCUUCAGUUUUCCCCGCGCCCCCCCCUACGACUCGCUGAAUAUCUUGCAGCAAAAGAACAGGAACCACGGACAUGAGCACUUUGGAGUUCGGUACCUCGGAUAUGUCACGGCGACUCUGCUUUCUGAGACAAAGACGGAGAAGGAGAGGAAGGAAACUCACUGUAAGCCGCACUGGUUUGGAAGGUUGAAGAGGUCUUACACUGCUUUUCUGGUUGUUGGCUGGGAGAUCCCCAACAGGACCAAAACAAAUGAAAACUCCAGUGUCGUUUUGGACUGUGCGCAAGAGCUCACUGGUUGCAAGCCAAGAUGAUGCCAUGUCUUUAACACAUACAAAUGUUUUCCUCCUGUCAAGCCAUACACAUCAAUACCUCUCUCGCAUCCUUCUAUUUGGGUGCAAAGACAUGUACAUGUAGUCGGAUUGCUUUUUUUUUUUUAAUGUGUGUGUUUCUGGGAGAGUGAUGAUUGGCUUUAAUUAUGUGUAUGUAUGAUAAUGUAAAUACUAUACAUAGAUAUUUGUCCAUUUUUUGCAGGGGAGAUGGUUUUUAUUUCAAUGUUAAAGGUUGUGUGGAUGGGGGAGGAGAUUGAAAUAAGUUUCUUUGAAUGCACUGAACAUGAUCACAGAUGAGGUCAAUAUGUAUGCCUGGUGUGGUAGUAAGCCCUGCUUCGUGGGUAAAUAUGUUGAAAAAGCAGUUAUUUUAAUAGAGUGAUCAGAAAUCAGCUCUUUUAAAUAAUGUCUAACUUGUAAUUUUUGCAUUUCCUGUUGGAAACUUACUGGAAAAGAAACCAAGUUUCUGCUUUUCACUGAUCCGUAAAGAAUCCAGUCGGUCUGUUUGAGCCUGUAUUUCUAUCAAAUGUAAAUAUUUAUCUGGCAUCUAAAAGAAAUAUACCAAAGCACCCGUGAGUUUACACU
Molecule: messenger RNA, 9539 nt
Organism: Phyllopteryx taeniolatus (common seadragon)
Lineage: Eukaryota; Metazoa; Chordata; Actinopteri; Syngnathiformes; Syngnathidae
Gene: bahcc1b
Product: BAH domain and coiled-coil containing 1b
Exons: 28
Coding region: 393-8438 (2681 amino acids)
Molecular function (GO): chromatin binding
Source: RefSeq, a predicted model, not a curated record